AUGAUAUUUUUUUUCUAAUAACGAAAUGAUUUUUAGGCUAAUAGAAAAAUGAUCGUUCAAGAUAUAUUCACAAUUAAUAAAGAGUUACAAAAAGAUAUUUUACUCCUCAAUAAUCUUUAAGAAAAACUUAUCGUUCCAAGUAAGAUUUUUAUCGCAAACUCUGAACCUGCUCGGUUUUACUCCCUCUUGUUCUUUGGUACGAGAUUCUCAUAGCAACGAGUUGCUGAUUAAAACGUGCCAAUAGAACACUCCUGUGUAUGUUCUAAGGCUUCCUACAUUGGCACCGAAAACGAACGUGACUCUGCAGAGUAACCUUCGGCAAGUUUGGGUUUCCGGUGUUACGGAUUUUUGGCCUUUCAUUUUUUAUGCGGUCACGCUUUUUAAAUUCCAUCUGUUCUAGGGGAUUCCUUUUUUUACACCUCAUUGUGUAUAAGAUCACAACGUUGUUCGCAAAUAUUACGAUAACGCCUUACGAAAAAUUCAAAGAGAGAUUACGCCAGAUUUCGAAUGCGCGAAUUGGAAUCCGUCUCGUGUGCUUCGCAUGUGUAAAACGCUGACGGAUUUACCGCCUUCUGAUAUCCUGAAUCAGUGAAUUCCAGCUUCUGUACGUUCGUCAUUUUAUAAUUUUGCAACCGCUUGUCUCUUGCAGUUCACACGGGAAUUAUAAUCCUCUUAUACACUCCUUAUUCACGAUGUAAAAAGAUAUAAUUGCUUUUAUUAUUUCUAAUGUGGAAUAUUCGAAAGUUACAGCAAUCGUUGAAAAUAUCUUUAUUACGUUGAGUCUCGUUUGCAUAAUUAUUAAAAUUCUAUGAUUCCUUCUCAAGAUUCGAAGAGGAAUUCGAUUUCGAUCAUCGAUUUUCUCUUCUCUUCACGUCGACGAAAAAUCAUUUUCUGGAUAAGAUUCCGAUUAACGAAAGAAAAGCACGAAUCACCGGGAAUCCCAAGCCCGAUGAAAUUCUGAGACACUUUGCGAUCGAUCGGCUGCGAAGGGGGUGUGUCGAACCCGUGGCUCGCCACCGCACCCCACUUUUACGUGGUCUCGAGAAUUACGUAAGCUGAGAUGAGUCGAAACGACACGGCGAUGCCGACUUGCACAAUUUCGUAACCACCAGAUAUAUUACACCUGCGACUGGAUGGUUGAUCAUGUUAGAUUGUUGUGUGUAUGUGUGUGUGUUUGUGUGUGUAAUAUUUAUUAAAUAAUAAAAUAUACCUGACAACUUAUCAUAGUUAAAACUUAUACAUCACUACAUAGCGCCAUAUUUAGCAUCUCUGUAAAUUCAACAUUCUGUGUUAUUAGAAAUUUGAUAGAUUUAGGCUCUUUUUGGAAAAAUCAUAUAAAGUUUUAUAGUUUCAAAGAGUUUUUAUUAUGAUUAAUAUUCAAGGCGAGAGAGAAAGAAACAAAGGUGAAAAAUUUGGAUCAUUUAAAUUACUCGGGUAAAAUAUUUUAAUUUAAAUUGUCGAGAAUAACAGACUUUUUUUAUAGAUACCUGAAUCUGGAUAGCUUCGUGAAAAGUCAUUCUGAAUCAUCAACUUGAAAUAAUUGGAAAAUAUUAAAAGUAGUUUUUCUUUGAGCGGAUGAAAAUUUUCCAAGUCUCCUUGUGCAUGAUUUUUUUUUUUCAGAAAGCUAACAUUUUCUUGAGAUUUUUAUUUAGACAAGCAAGGUUUUAAAAAUAUUAAAACCAGUUUCUUCAUAAAAAAAUAAUUGUUGCAUAAUAUUAUCAUAUUAUUAUAGCUUUGGAUUCUUAUUUUUUCUUGAGUGCCAGUAACCUUUUUAAUAUACACAAAAGAGGUUUCGAAGAACUCUCUAUCAUUAUGUCAAAAUUCUAAAAACAGAUAAUUUUAUAAAGGUAUUCAGCGUUAAAUUCAAUCACAUCUCACAUCGAGUCUUGUUUCAAUGUAAAAAGAUUGAAUUCAAUGUCUACUUAUUAUUGAUGAUUGAAUUCAUUAUAAUUGUGAUAAGAAUAAAAUGGUCACAUUUAGCGUUAACUCUGCGAUAUGAGAUUAAAAUGAUUCUGCUGAUAGUAGAAGCGCAGCAUACAUCACUAUUUCUGCACGCUAUAAUCCUUCAUCAAGGAUGUCGCCAAAUAGCGCAAAUAUAUUUUAGUCUACCAAUUUCCAUCACAUCCAUUUUCCUCUACGAAAGAAUGUAACACUUGGAUAUAAAAUGCCUCUUGAGAUGCAUGAAGAAAAUAUUUUAAUUUAUUUAGCUCGAUGCAGCAAAUCAAUGACAAUACAGUGUGCGGUACUGAGAAGAGUCCCUGGCUUUGUCUACACUGCGGGUCCGUGCACUGCGGACGCUACGUGGCGGAACACGCGUUGCAGCACUACGAGACUAAUACUCAACAUUGCGUGUGCAUAGACUGUGAGAGCUUGGCAGUAUUCUGUUACACUUGCGACGAAUACGUGGUAAACGACACGACGAGUGGGCAGAUCGAGAAGAUACGGCGCGUCACCUUUCGCAAGGAUGAGCACAAGGAGAACGAUGAGAGCUGGAGCACGUCGCCGCCCACGACGCCGCCGUCCUCGAGAUCGCGCGACGGCGGCGGCGACGAUCACGACAACGACGAUCCGGACGCCCUGUGGAAGGCAGAGGUGGUCGUGAGAAAUUUACGGCCGAGAACGGCGCGAAAGAGGCUACACUCGCUGGACGCCAGCAGCGCGGACAAUCGGCCGGCCAAGCGUCGCAGCUCCAAGAGUACCAAAGAGAAAAAGGUUGUCGGUCUGAGAAACCUCGGUAAUACCUGCUUCAUGAACGUAGUGCUUCAGUCCUUCAACAACAUCAGCCACUUCUGCGAGUACCUCACGCAAAUGCCGUGUCUCGAGGGCAUCGCUUUUGACGAGUCCACGGGGCCGCCCACGCAUCGCGGUCGCAUCGUAACGCCGGGUCGCGCGAAGGAGAUGUCCAUGAGUGACGCUCUGCUCGCCGAGGAACUGCGAAAGGUGUUGCUCGGUCUAAGCUUGGGCGGUUCCAACGGCCAGGCGAUAUCGCCUGAGUGCCUGUUCCUAGCCAUCUGGAAGGUCGUGCCGAGAUUUCGGGGCUACCAGCAGCAGGACGCCCACGAAUUUCUCACUUACAUGCUCGACCGACUGCACACCGAGCUGCUGCAGCUGUUGCCCAGGCUGGGACACGAACCUCUAGGAUUACGCGGCAAACAGAGUAUCGUCACUGCCGUCUUUGGAGGCACUCUUCUUAGCGUGGUCCACUGUAUGAACUGUCGUACGGACUCGAAGACGCACGAGCCCUUCCAGGACCUCUCGCUGGACAUACCGGACAGACUGCAGAGGAGCAGGACGAAGGAGCAGGAGGAGGUGUGCAGUUUGACUUACAGUCUAACGAGAUUCUUCAAGGUCGAAGAGCUGGCGGACAGCGAGCUCUACUUCUGCGACAACUGCAUGGGCAAGCAGAGGUCUACCAAGAGGUUCUGGAUACACAGGCUGCCUAACGUGUUGUGCCUUCACAUUAAAAGAUUUAGGUGGUGCAAUUCCUAUCGCUCGAAGGUGGACACGCAGGUGGAUUUCCCGAUGGAGUCUCUCGACAUGUCCGCGUUCACCGUGCGCGGCGUCACCGGGACGAGAUUGGGCGCUCAGAAUAGUCAUCUUUACGACUUGGCUGCCGUUAUCGUGCACCAUGGUUCUGGUGCCGGUACUGGACAUUACACUGCCUUCGCCGUGCAUGACGGCCAGUGGUUCCAUUUUAACGACAGCUCAGUUCGGCCCGCGACUACCGACGCUGUCGCUAAAUGUAAGCCUUACAUUCUGUUCUACGUGCGGAGGGAAUUCUCCAUUCCACCCCCCUUGUGACGUCGUUUCCCCGACAACAAGCCCCGUCCCGGCAGCACGAGCCUAGAUGAUGAUGAUGAGGACGACGAUCAGGACGACGUGGAGCGAACGAAAGAAAACUGAGCGAACGUUUCCUUGCGAAUCUCGAAGCGAGCAAAUGAACAGACAAACGAAGUGGAAAAAGCAAGAGACCGCCGGUCGCGCCUCGAGCGCUUCGAGAUCGGAAGACGAAGAUUCGUCCGCUUAUCGCAUAUAUUAUAUCCAUACACAUAAGAUAGACCCCGCAUGCUAUAUAUUUUCUAGCACUUCGAGUAGGUUUGGUAGAACGGUGAGAGAGGAAAAACGUGGGGAAUUUGUCUUCUACUGUCCUUUGUUGUCAACAAACCGUUACGCAUCCGACCUGCGCGAGAAAAAAACAGACUCUUUCAUGUUUUGCUUCUCGCACCGUUCUGCUAUGGACAGAAAAAAUAUAUAUACAUAUAUACAUAUAUAGCUAAUGCUGAAUCUAUCUUAUAUGUUAUGAUUAUAUCCAUGAUUGCUCAUUGUUGCCAAAUCGUACAAUUUCAUUAGAAGCGUAAAUAGUCCGCGUUCGCUAUCGCGCCUCGACAAGCCGCUACGACGACCUUUGAGACGCGAUUGGGAUAACCGGUCACAUACAUAAUUCCGCCGCCACGUUAAUCGCUCGAACGCGUCCCUCCUCGCGCUUUAUCAGAUGAUUAAAAUCACGCUGCUCUUAAAUUAGCUCGAUAUCCGUCGAAGAAAGGUCGACCGGUGCAGCGUGUGAACGCGCUGAUACAUGUAUCGUAUCUCGUCACAGAUUAUUCUCAUGAUCUUUCUCAUCGUGUCUUGUCCUUUCGUUGGAGACGCUAUAGUCUCCUAAAAGCAUAAAACAAUUUUCCUCUCUUCGGAAUGCUUUGUUUCAUUUGUCGAUCGAGAUCAUGGUUUUUAAUUUUUUUUUCUACGUUUUAAUGUAGAAUUUUUUUUGUUUCUGCAAAUUUCACGGUAUGUUUAUAGCUGAGCUAUUCUACCGACACAUUCUAUCCUAUCAAAUCAUGUUUGUUUUUAAUCCUUUUUUCGAUUCUUGUUUAUUUUUUUUCUUAUAUCAUAUUUUAUGGAAUUUCUAAAUUAGGAAUGUAUUUACUUUUUUCUUUAUUUAUAUAUAGAGAGUUUGUUCUUUUAGAACGAACACAUACCAUUGUCAUUUCUAUCCGGAUAUGCCCCGAUUCGCGGAUCUUAAUUGCUCUAAGACGCAGGAUUGGAAUUUGCAGGGCGAAUCGCUAAUUCGGAGAUGCGGUGAUGCGGUGACGCGAGAGAGAGAGAGAGAGAGGUGAAAAAGAGAGAGGGACAGAGAUGGAGAAAGAGAGGAGAACAUUGCGAUGUAUGAUUGACGUCGAGCACGCAUGCGUAUCGUGCCAAUGUACGUAGCACGCAUGCGGUCGCGUGGAGGUGCGCGAUUGUAUGCGAGGCAUGUGCCGGCGGACGAAGCUUCUCUUCCUUUCUCGGUGACGACGAGAAGAGUGAGAAAGGAAGCUAGGUAGAUAGGGAGAAAGGGAGACAGAUGAGUGCGCUCGAGGUGGAUCGCGGAAACGCAUUGCCUUUAGCGUCGAUUUUCUUUACGCUCUUACGCGGCGGCCGUCGACCGCCCUCCUCUCCCUCACCUUGUCCCUCCCCGCCCUCCUCCUUAACCCCUUCAUGAUCAAAUCGAUUAAAACCCUCCCCGAUAGCGGAAUAACGUGUAAUCGUCGCGUUCCUCGUGUGUAGUCCUAAAAAAAAAAAAAUAAAAAAAAAGGAGAAGGGUUAAAGGGAAAAAAAGAAAAAAAACGCGAAAACGACUGGUCUUCUCGGUAGAUAGAUCUUUUUCUAGGCUUAGCGCACGCGGCUCACGUCGUCCCGACGGAGCCCGGAAAGCAAGUACCGUAUAGGGCCAACAGCGUUACUUCUCAAGCGACAGCCUUAUCCUUUCCUCCUCUCCCAUCCCCGCAACCCGUGUCUCCUCCUCCGUCCCUUCGUCGUGCAUGCGUCCAUGUAUAUACUUUUACGCGCACACAGACACACAUAUAUAUAUACACACACAUACGACAUAUGUUAUACACUUUGUACACAUAUACGUACACGUACACAUGCAUGAAUGUACGCAUACCACGUAUCCCCCGAUCUCGCCCUCUCCACCAUCGUCCUCUCGCUCCUCUUCCUGGUCCCUUUCACGAAAGGCUCUCGACGACUCUUAUGUGAUUAUUUAAAGACUUAUUUUUUCUAUAAUGAUAACGAUAAUAAUGAUAAUAAGUUAAUGCGUAGCGAAGAAACGUUUUAUUAAGGCGAUAAACUGCGAUAAUUGCGCAUCUACGGCAAAGACUCUUACUCGUGUAUAAACAUGACGGAAGUAACCGUGUAACAACACAACAUACAUGUACACGUACACGCAGCCACACAUAACAAUUAUUAUUGAGAACAAGUGAAAUAUGUACGAACGGCGAAUAAAUAAAGAACAUGAAUCGAC
Molecule: messenger RNA, 6277 nt
Organism: Solenopsis invicta (red fire ant)
Lineage: Eukaryota; Metazoa; Arthropoda; Insecta; Hymenoptera; Formicidae
Product: ubiquitin carboxyl-terminal hydrolase 3
Exons: 6
Coding region: 2212-3801 (529 amino acids)
Biological process (GO): protein deubiquitination
Cellular component (GO): cytoplasm
Molecular function (GO): zinc ion binding; cysteine-type deubiquitinase activity
Source: RefSeq, a predicted model, not a curated record